AUGGCCUGUAAUUGGUCACCUUCCCUCCUAGCAGUGUCAUUUCCACUUCACAUAAUCUUGAGGAAUUUGGCUGACAAUUUAUGGGCCAUAUUCACCAUGAAAUUUGGCAUGCAUCCCACAUUGGUUGUAAGCAAUCUCGCUAACGAGUGCCUUACUACUAAUGACACUUCACUCCUUGUGGAGAGUAUUGGCUGUAAAAGAGUUGCACAGGCGAUGGAUGGAGAACAAAAAAGUAGCUCCAAUAUAUUUGUGGUGGAGAUGAAGAAAUGGUUUUGGGAUGUAACCUUAAAUGUGAUACCCAAGAUAAUAGUAGGGAAGGGAUAUGCGAAGUAUACAGAAAAUGAUUGGCUGGAUUUUGGGUGGAGCUUGGAACCCAAUGAGGAAGACCGCAACAGAGCUGGACCAUUUAUUGGAAGGAUGGGUAGAGAAACACUAGCAGAAGAAAGCUUCAGGCACAUUCAUGAUGAACAGCUGGUGCAGAUGAUCUUUCCAGUCGAGAUGCUGAUACCGUCAACAAAGGUACGUGCCUGGCUUUUUAUUUUCGCAAUCUCAGACACAACAACCAUUACAGAGACUUGGACACUAUCAUUAUUUACUCAAAACUAUGAUGUCUUGAAGAAAGCCAAAUAUGAACUAGACAUCCAUGUCGGUAAAGACAAGUCGGACAUGAAGAAUUUGGUUCAUCUCCAGGCCAUCCUAAAGACAAGUUGUAUCAUGCUGCUCCAUUGUCACUCCCACAUGAACCCAUGCAAGACUACUCUAGGAGGCUACCAUAUUUCAGCAGGCACACGACUUAUUGUGGAUGUUUCAAAAAUUCAUCAAGAUUCACGGGUGGGUUGGAUCAAACCGAGUUCUCAACCUGAGAUUUCUUCUCGGAAGAAUGUUUCGAAAAUUCAUCAAGAUUACUACGUUGAUACAUAUUAA
Messenger RNA from Manihot esculenta (cassava), 924 nucleotides. RefSeq names its product cytochrome P450 82A3-like. The record is from RefSeq and is a predicted model, not a curated record. Lineage: Eukaryota; Viridiplantae; Streptophyta; Magnoliopsida; Malpighiales; Euphorbiaceae. The coding region runs from base 1 to 924 and encodes 307 amino acids. The transcript is spliced from 4 exons. Gene Ontology annotation, molecular function: iron ion binding; heme binding; monooxygenase activity. Gene Ontology annotation, biological process: defense response to other organism.